CAAGGGGCCAAAGUCUCGUGGGUGUGCGUAGCACCAUUCAGCUGUCCCGGGAGGUCAAGGAAGGCUCCGGCCUGGCUCAGGCACCGUUGGCACCGCCAGGCCGCCAUGGUCCUCGGCUGGCUGCUGCUGCUGGUGCUGGCGCUGCCCCCAGGCACAAGGAGCGUCAAAGACUGCUUCUUCUGUGAGCUGACUGACUCCCUGCACUGCCCCAGCACGCACAUGAGCUGUGGUGAAGAGGAGGACUGCUUCACGGGCCACGGGGUGGCCCCAGGCUUGGGCCCCAUCACCAACAAAGGCUGCCUGCGCUCCACCAGCUGCGGCCAUGAACAGCCCGUCAGCUACAUGGGCGUCACCUACAGCCUCGUCACCACCUGCUGCUAUGGCAACCUGUGCAACACAGCCCCGCGGCCCGCAGGCACUGGGAUGGCAGGGGCCACCACUGGCAUGGCACUGGGUUUGCUGCUGCUGCUGCUCCAAUAG
This is a messenger RNA of Loxodonta africana (African savanna elephant), 480 nucleotides long. RefSeq names its product sperm acrosome associated 4 (gene SPACA4). Gene Ontology annotation, biological process: sperm-egg recognition. The transcript has a single exon. The record is from RefSeq and is a predicted model, not a curated record. The coding region runs from base 106 to 480 and encodes 124 amino acids. Lineage: Eukaryota; Metazoa; Chordata; Mammalia; Proboscidea; Elephantidae. Gene Ontology annotation, cellular component: membrane.